Molecule: messenger RNA, 1407 nt
Organism: Capronia epimyces CBS 606.96
Lineage: Eukaryota; Fungi; Ascomycota; Eurotiomycetes; Chaetothyriales; Herpotrichiellaceae
Exons: 1
Coding region: 1-1407 (468 amino acids)
Biological process (GO): DNA-templated transcription initiation
Cellular component (GO): RNA polymerase I complex
Source: RefSeq, a predicted model, not a curated record
AUGUCGAUCCAGACUGACGGCACACAUGUGUCGGCCUCCAAGAAGGUCGAGUCUCUGACCACGCCCAAGAAACGAAAACACGGAGCCGAAGAAAAAGAAUCGUCGAAAAAGAAAAAGAAGCUGCGAACAGAACCACCACCCACAGACACAGAGAGUGCGGCUGCGGUCGCUGCACCGGCACAAGCUUUGGCAGCAGAAUCUAAGAAGAAAAAGAAGAAGGGGAAAGACAAAGACAAGGAAAAAGUGUCCAGGCACAAAAACGGGAAGCAUGACUUGGAGAAAGUACCCGACCAGAGGAGCGCGAAGUCCUCCGAGCCAGAGGAUAUUGAGGUGGCCGAUGCACCGUCCCCUGAAACAGAGCCUACCGCCGCAGUGCAGCCUGCAACCUCCUCGCCAGCUGUCAAUGGUGAAGAUGGCGCAGUCAUGGAAUCAGAAAUGGUAGCAGAUCUGCUAGAUUCGGCCGACCCGACGUCUUUUCAUUCUACCCGCUUGUCCCUUCAUUUAGCAAUUCCUGCGAUCGGGCUGGAAGCGGGCAGCCCUUCAUUACUUGCUACACACUUAGCGCCACUGCUGCUCACAUAUUCCCCUCCCGCGCAAGGCAUAGUUCUUGGAUUUUCCGACCCUGUUCUGUCCACGAACCCUGAUACCGGCAUCAACCUACCUCUCGUCCCUCCCUCGAACGGCGAUGUCAUGCCUCGGGCGGAGGUGCUGGCAAAGACAGCCGACGAAUUUGGGGUCUGCUGGGUCUGGCUUACUGCCACAUUUCUAGUGUUCCGACCAGAACGGGGGGAUGAGCUGUACGGAUGGACCAAUGUCACAUCGGAAGGGUUCGUGGGUUUGGUAAGCUACAACUAUUUCCAGACGGCCGUGGCCAAGAACAGGAUCCCCCAGGACUGGAUAUGGAACGGACCCAGCAGGGAAGAUACUUCGAAGACCAAAAAGAAAAGCAAGAAGGGCAGACUCCGCGAUGAGGAUGAUUCUCCAAGCCAGACACCGGAGGACGAGAUCGCGGCGCAGAAUGGAGACUGGGACGCUGGCCCUGCCGCCUCCUCCCAAGUGCAAAUCGACGAGGUUGGCUUCUUUGUCGAUGCCCAUGGCUCCAAGGUCCUGCCAACGCAGAAAUUCAGGGUGGUCGACACAGAAGUGGUCCCUUCCCACGACCGGCACAAAUGGUCUUUGCAGAUUGAGGGGACGCUGUUGGAUGAGGCGGCGGAGCGGCGCGUGGCCGAUGAUGAAAGGGCCAAGUUUGAACUAGCUCAACAGCGCAGCCGCUCUCAAACGCCUGGAGAUCGAGGAGGAGAUACAGGCUUGUUGAUGAGCGGGGCACUAGCACGAAGUCGCGAGGGCAGUGUCGCUUCAAGGCUGUCCGGGCCAACGCCGAGUCAGCGGCAUCGAGUGGCUUACUGA